CCAUCGAUGCAUAAUCCUCUCUCUCUUACACUGAUAUUAGCAUGAGACAUUCACAGUUACACUACAAUCUAACUUUUUAUCUCACUUUCCCGAUAUAGAAACUGUCCACUUUCUUUCUUUCUUCUUCAUCUUCUUUCCCUUCAAACCCUAGCUCACAUCAAUAUUCUUAUUUCUCCCGAACAAGAUUUGAAAAAAAAAAAAAAAAAAAGAUAAAGAAAAAGAAAAAGGUAAAAAUGGGUCGUGGAAAGAUUGAGAUCAAACGGAUUGAGAACCACACCAACAGGCAGGUGACCUACUCGAAAAGAAGAAAUGGGAUUUUCAAGAAAGCUCAAGAACUCACUGUUCUAUGCGAUGCCAAGGUGUCGCUUAUCAUGUUCUCUAGUACUGGAAAAUUCCACGAGUACAUUAGCCCUUCCACCUCGACUAAGAAGAUCUUUGACCUGUAUCAGAAAACUUCAGGGAUCGAUCUAUGGCAAACACACUACGAGGCAAUGCAGCAAAACUUGAAGCAACUGAAAGACAUUAACUAUAAACUGAGGAGGGAUAUCAGGCAGAGGCUGGGUCAUGAUCUGGAUGGCGUGACCUAUGAUGAGCUCCGAAGUCUUGAGGAAAGCAUGCAUUCUUCCUUGGAAGCCAUACGUGACAGAAAGUACCACAAGAUCAAAACUCAGACAGAGACUUGCAAGAAAAAGGUAAACAGCUUACGGCAAAGACAUGUAAAUCUCAUGCAGAGCUAUCAAGCAAAAUGUGAGGAUCCACCGUAUGGGUUAGUGGACGACAACGACGAAGACUAUGAAUCAGCGGUUGCAUUGGCAAAUGGAGCCUCCAACCUAUAUGCUUUCCGCCACCAACCCCACACCCACACUCACCCUAAUAUCCAAAACGGUGUCGGAUUUGGUUCCUACGAUCUGCAUGACCUGCGCCUUGCUUGAACAAGUGGCAAGUAGCUGCCUCUUUUCCGAUUCAGAAGUAUAUAUAUAUAUAUAUAUAUAUAUAUUCCAGCUACAAUGCUAUCUUAGUGUUUGAUACAUAUAAAAAAAUGGCUAUCAUAGUGAUGCAUAUGUGCUAUCUAAUUAAACAAUAUAUAUAUUUGCUCUCUCGACUAAUAUAUGGGCGUGAUGGAUUUCGGAUCCUUCUUUUAGUUA
Ziziphus jujuba (common jujube) is the source of this 1145-nucleotide messenger RNA. Its product is annotated as agamous-like MADS-box protein TM6. Gene Ontology annotation, molecular function: RNA polymerase II cis-regulatory region sequence-specific DNA binding; DNA-binding transcription factor activity, RNA polymerase II-specific; protein dimerization activity. Gene Ontology annotation, cellular component: nucleus. The record is from RefSeq and is a predicted model, not a curated record. Lineage: Eukaryota; Viridiplantae; Streptophyta; Magnoliopsida; Rosales; Rhamnaceae. The transcript is spliced from 7 exons. Bases 234 to 932 code for a protein of 232 amino acids. Gene Ontology annotation, biological process: positive regulation of transcription by RNA polymerase II.